This is a messenger RNA of Prunus dulcis (almond), 1029 nucleotides long. RefSeq names its product probable leucine-rich repeat receptor-like protein kinase At1g35710. The transcript has a single exon. Gene Ontology annotation, biological process: hormone-mediated signaling pathway. Gene Ontology annotation, molecular function: protein binding. NCBI's taxonomy places the organism in Eukaryota, Viridiplantae, Streptophyta, Magnoliopsida, Rosales, Rosaceae. Gene Ontology annotation, cellular component: plasma membrane. The record is from RefSeq and is a predicted model, not a curated record. The coding region runs from base 1 to 1029 and encodes 342 amino acids.
AUGGCAUAUUUUAGCUCUCUAGCUUGCAUUAUCUUAUAUAGUAAUCUGUUUUUAUCGCCAAACAUUGCUUUUACUUCUGCUACUUCUUCUCUUGAAGCAGAGGCUCUUCUCAAAUGGAAAGCUAGCUUCCAAAAUCAAACCAAGAAUAAUCUGACCUCAUGGGGUUACAAUCCAAAAGCAAAUGCAAGCCCAUGCAAUAUUUGGACUGGUAUUUCAUGCAACGCUGCUGGAAUUGUCAACAGGAUCAACCUCACCAAUUCCGGGAUUCAAGGUACACUAUAUGAAUUUACAUUCUUGUCCUUUCCUAAUCUUGAAUAUGUUGACCUCAGCUUGAAUCAACUCUUUGGUGCCAUCCCACCUCAGAUCACUUCCCUCUCCAAACUCAUCUAUCUUGACCUUUCUUAUAAUCAGUUUUCUGGAAAAAUCCCACCAGAAAUUGGUCUUCUAAAUAAUCUUCAACUCCUGCACCUAAAUGAGAACCAAUUAAAUGGCUCAAUCCCUCGAGAAAUCGGUCAGCUAAAGUUUCUUAAUGAGCUUGCUCUGCAAACCAACAAUCUACAAGGUCCAAUUCCAGAUUCUCUUGGCAACCUUUCCAAUUUAGAGGUGCUGUACAUGCAGGAAAACUAUUUAACAGGUGCCAUUCCUCCAAGUUUUGGAAAUUUAAAACACCUGACCACGAUAUACUUGUACAACAAUCAACUUUCUGGUUCUCUCCCUUCAGAAAUAGGAAAUUUGAAGUCUCUAGUGGAAUUAUGCAUUGAUAAUAACAAUCUAUCUGGUCCAAUCCCUUCAUCAUUAGGUGAUCUAACAAACCUUACCCUUCUCUAUCUCUUUAAAAAUAAUCUUUCCGGAACAAUUCCAAAAGAGAUAGGGAAUUUGAAAUCUAUUGUGGAUCUAGAGUUGAGCCAGAAUCAACUCAAUGGUUCCAUCCCCACUUCACUUGGUGACUUGAGCAACCUAGAAAAGUUAUUCCUAAGCGCUAACAAACUUUCUGGCUCCAUCCCCCAAGAGCGAUGGAGAAUCUCAUGA